Messenger RNA from Neltuma alba, 519 nucleotides. Its product is annotated as thioredoxin domain-containing protein 2-like. The record is from RefSeq and is a predicted model, not a curated record. Bases 1 to 519 code for a protein of 172 amino acids. NCBI's taxonomy places the organism in Eukaryota, Viridiplantae, Streptophyta, Magnoliopsida, Fabales, Fabaceae. The transcript has a single exon.
AUGGCAAACAUAAGGAGGACCUGUUUUACUUCUUCAUUGCCAUUAGCAACUGUGAUUGUAAUACUUAUUGCAAGCCAUGCUUUUGUAAUGCUUCCAACUCUCUGUCGUGCCUCUCAUAUCCAUUUUCAAGAAAAGAAGAAGCACAUUCCUGAGAAUCCUAAUCGCCCUAUGGACUUGUUUAGCGAGAAGAAUAAGCAUAUUCCAGAGACUCCUGAAGGAUUGUUUGGAGAGAAGAAUAAGCACAUUCCGGAGAGUCCCGAAGGCUUUUUUGGAGAGAAGAAUAAGCACAUUCCAGAGAGCUACGAAGGCUUGUUUGGAAAGAAGAAUAAGCACAUUCCUGAGAAUCCCGAAGGCUUUUUUGGAGAGAAGAAUAAGCGCAUUCCUGAGAGUCCCGAAAGCUUGCUCGAAGAGAAGAAUAAACACAUUCCUGAGAGUCCUAAAGGUUUGUUUGGAGAAAACGUACGUAUCCCAGAGUAUCCUGAUGGUCCUAAAGCCGUGGUUGUUAGCGAUAAGUGUUGA